AUGCGGUGUCGGAUCACAACACGACGUCAUGGGCCGAAAUCUUCCUCCUGCAAUCCACAAACCCGAGGAAGCGCACCAGAGGAUACUACCAAGCAGGGUCGAGAGGAAGCUUCGUGCACUGGAACAGGUAUGGCCGACCAUCCGACAUCCAUUACAACCGUGAUCUUUGACGUUGGAGGAGUGGUUGUCAAGUCGCCUCUGCUAGGGGUCAACAAGUUCGAGAAAGCCGAGGGCUUGCCGGCCGACUAUCUGAAUGUGGCCAUCACUGCUCGCGGGGCCGACGGGGCGUUCCAAAAGCUCGAAGUCGGCGCCCUGCAGCUGCCCGAAUUCUAUGCCCAAUUUGGCGAUCAAAUGAGUGACACCCAGUUUAACAAUCCGGCGUAUAAGAGGUUUUGUUCGAAGACUAAGAGAACUUGUCCAAGCUUACCGACGACCCUACAGGUCGAUGGAAAACAGCUAUGGAAGCAGAUGAUGGUAGAGGCAUCGACUCCCAAUCUACCGAUCAUCAAGCUCAUCAAACGUCUCAGAGAAUCUGGGAAAUAUCGAGUGGCCGCCUUGACAAAUAAUUUUCAAUUACCGGCCGGUAAAACCGAGGAUGAUCAGGAAGCGUUGGGACUAGCCCCGAUGGAAAUCAAGGAUCUAUUUCACGAGUUUAUUGAGAGUAGUCAGGUUGGACUUCGCAAACCGGAUCCCAAGUUUUUUGAGUAUGCUUUAAAGCUUCUCAACGUCAGAGGUCCAAAAGAGGUUGUAUUCUUUGAUGAUAUAGGUAUUAAUCUGAAAGCGGCUGAGAAAUUAGGCAUAAAUACCAUCAAGGUGGGAAUUAAUGAUGUCAAACCAGCGUUGGAACAACUCCAGAAAUAUCUGCCAGAUUUAGAUUUGAAGGAUAUCAUCAACAGCGCAAAAUUGUAGAACACUUGACCCUCUGUACUUAUAAUGUGAUGUAAUGGUGAGAACCCUUUGGUUGACAAAAACAUUUUAUCUAGUUGACUGCCGGCCAAUGAAAUGUAUGUAUACGAAGUGUGUUUCUAAUGGCUUGAAC
This is a messenger RNA of Puccinia graminis f. sp. tritici CRL 75-36-700-3, 1039 nucleotides long. RefSeq lists its product as uncharacterized. NCBI's taxonomy places the organism in Eukaryota, Fungi, Basidiomycota, Pucciniomycetes, Pucciniales, Pucciniaceae. The transcript has 11 exons. The coding region runs from base 1 to 909 and encodes 302 amino acids. The record is from RefSeq and is a predicted model, not a curated record.